AUGAACCGUUUGGAUGAUCCUCCAAGUCUCAUGAAAGGCAGAAAACCAUCUUUUAUUGGAAUGAACGGUAUUUUUCACUACGUUCUUAAAAUUCUUAAUACUAGUAUAAUUUAUUUCUUUUCUGAAGCACUUCCUAUUUCGUUAUUAUUUUUCCACGCUUCUAUCAUUGUGCAUGUAUUGUUACAAUUAUAAAAUAUUUCGUAUAGGCUAAAUUUUAUUUUAUUAAGUUAUAGAAUUAAAGAGAAAAAUUUCUUUCGUUUGUACACCUUAAAAUCGAAUUUCGUGACGUACAAUAAUUGUAAUUCAUUCGUUCUACAAUAACUUUUAGGUUAGAUGCAUGUAAGAUCUAGUUAUUAAAUUUUGCUUCAAAUUUGUAGGAGGCCCAGAAACAGACGAUCAGCAACGCUUAAGAUUUCAAGUUGAAUUAGAGUUUGUUCAAUGUCUUGCGAAUCCAAAUUACUUAAACUGUAUGUUGAACAAUAACCAUAUUAUCGAUAUUUUAGCACAACGUGGAUACUUUAAGGACUCUACGUUUAUAAAUUAUCUUAAAUAUCUAUUAUACUGGAAGGAACCAGAAUAUGCAAAAUAUCUGAAAUAUCCCAUGUGCUUGUACUUCUUAGAUUUAUUACAAUAUGAACACUUUAGGAGAGAAGUAGUAAAUUCUCAAUGUACAAAGUUUAUAGAUGAUCAGCAAAUUUUAUUAUGGCAACAUUAUACCAGACGUAGGACAAGACUGUUACAGACUGCAGCAGAGCAAACACAACAUGCAAAUCCUCAAAAUAAUGGUAUUGUACAACCUAAAGUUCCUUGA
Messenger RNA from Heterotrigona itama, 811 nucleotides. The record is from the annotation of a GenBank genome assembly. NCBI's taxonomy places the organism in Eukaryota, Metazoa, Arthropoda, Insecta, Hymenoptera, Apidae.